Hirsutella rhossiliensis is the source of this 2490-nucleotide messenger RNA. Its product is annotated as PIF1-like helicase domain-containing protein. The transcript has 4 exons. Bases 1 to 2490 code for a protein of 829 amino acids. Gene Ontology annotation, molecular function: DNA helicase activity. The record is from RefSeq and is a predicted model, not a curated record. NCBI's taxonomy places the organism in Eukaryota, Fungi, Ascomycota, Sordariomycetes, Hypocreales, Ophiocordycipitaceae. Gene Ontology annotation, biological process: telomere maintenance; DNA repair.
AUGAAGCUUGCCAUUCAUAGGCUGCACGAUUAUGACUCUGCAAAGGAGCUUUUGGCCGAUCUCCGUGAAAAGUACGACAGAAUCGCCCUCAGCACCAUGGAUCCGGUCAGCUCGGCCAUCUUCUUCCACCGAGAAAUAUCCCUAUUCUUUGACAAAUACGUGAAUACAGGCCGGGAAUCGAUCUUUGGGAAGAUUAGCCACUACUACGCCACGGUGGAGACGAAUGAGCGAGGCAGCCUCCACUUGCAUGGACUCCUCUGGCUGGAGGGCAACAUGCGGUUACCGAACCUGAUGGACGACAUGGCCAAUCCGCGGAAGAAGCAUACCGUGCCCAGGAAGCCCAUCGAUCCCGUGGAGGAGGUCAUGACCAGCACCUCGGCUCUCACUGCGGCCUUCGAAGACGAAUCCAACUUCAUCGCGUACUGUUGCCAAGUGCACUCCCACACGUACACCUGCCUCAAGUAUUCUCUGAAGGGUGUCAUCGAACAGGGGGCAGAUCAACAGAGACGGACAGCCUGCCGCUUCAAGGCACCGUGGAAGAUCGUCGAGGAGACAGGGUUCACAGAGGAUGGUCUGCUUCAGAUCCGGCGCAAUCACCCGCUCGUCAACCGGUAUAACAAGUCAUUGGCGGUCGGCCUUCGCCACAAUCACGACGUCUCGAUGAUCUUGACCAAAACCAAGGGCCUGGCCAUGGUGUACUACAUCACGAACUACGCCACCAAACUGGAUACGCCGAUGUGGAGGCGCAUUGCUCUCGCCACCGAGGUUGCCCGCCAACUCCGCGAAGCCGGUCGUCCGACGUCUCGCGCACCAGAUCCCGCCCUGCCCGACAACAGGCAGCAGGCAGUGUUGAACGAGAGCCGUCAAUUCCUGAUGAGAACGGCAAAUCGGAUCUUCUCCGAGCGACAACUCUCGGCCGUAGAGGAUUCCGACUGUGACGACUGGAUCCAAAAGCUUCGACGGCCCGACCAGUACGCCAUCCCGAUCUUCCAAGGAUACAUCAGCGACGACCAUGAGGACGAUCACCCAGUCUAUAUUAAGCGAAAUUCGGUCCUACACUUGGCGCUAUUCGUCCCUUGGGAGAAGUUUAUUUCUGAGAGCCAAGGCGACAUAACCGACAUAUGGACGACGCAUCGAUCGGGGCUUUGUCCCCGCCUCCGUUUCCAUGUCUCCAACAUUGGUCUUUUGAGAAAAUCUGCCGAAGACGCGCGCAAGGACGCGAAGCUCUGGGCCAGUCGGUCGGAGGGCGACGACACAAUUGACGUCGAGUACCCACUUGACGACGGCCGCGAUGAAGAAGAGCCUCCAGCGCUGGCUCAUCGUCAGGCCUACAAAGCUCUGCUCCAGAUUUUGCGAAAUGCCGUGCAGGAUACGGACGCCACAAAAGACUCACCCGUCCUUGGAGGUCUAAUACACGAUCUGUGCGAAGAGAACCCGGCUGAAGAAGAGCAACCUUUCGUCCAACGUCAAGAGGAUCUGUACCGGAAUAUGCCCGAUGAUCAAGGUGACGCCUUGUGUCAAUUCCCCAUAUCUCGAGACGAUGUCCAAGCAGCGGCCAAGGCCCAACAACUAUUGCAUCUUCGGAUGCUGGACGAUAUUGAGGGUGGUUCUCAGGGCACCGUACUAUCCACGAAUGGCGCCGACAUUGACGAUACCCUUGCUCGCUACGGCGAUAUGGAGUCCGCCGCUGCGCUCCCGGGCAGUGACCUCAAUGAACAAGGGCCUCGGAUGCUUGUCGACGUCAGUCCGGCAACUAGCUUCGCGGAGAUUGGACACACCGCCGCGGCCAGCUUUACACUGAACUAUCUACAGACCAUGGCCCUUCAACUCGUUUGCCUGUUUCUGGACAAGUAUACUGCCAACCCGGACUCAGCCGGUCAGCAUCUUCAAUACACCGGCGGGCCAGGUGGCACGGGAAAGUCGAGGAUUAUCGAUGCCCUGAAGGGCGUGUUCGCGGCGAGGAACCAGCCGCAUCUUCUGCAGAUAACCGGCACGUCGGGCAGUUCGGCGGCCCAUAUUGGCGGCACGACCAUCCACUCGGCCUGUGGGUUAGAUUCCCAUCGCGAUCCAAACAAACCGCCUCCCCCCUUCUCGGAGGCGAAGAAGUGGAUCUGGAAACAGAAGCUGGUACUCGUGAUUGACGAGGUCAGCAUGCUGGGAGGAGCCACUCUGCACAACGUCAGUCGUCACCUGCAGGCACUCCGUGACUGUCCGGACGAACCGUUUGGCGGCAUGCCCGUCGUCCUACUGAUGGGAGACUUCUACCAGUUCGCCCCCGUGCGGGAAACAAGCCUACUGAUCAUCAGACCGCCGGACCGAACAGAGACCCCCCUGCGACAGGCGACCAUCUCUCACCACAGCGGCUGCAGAUUGUGGCAUCUGUUCAAAACCGUGGUGCUCCUCGAAGACCAAGUCCGCGCACGCAACGAUCCCCAACCCGUGCACUCCUGGAUCGAGUUCGUAACGGGCGCCAGACCCAUCAAGAUCUGA